AUGAAUGUCGCAAAUGGCAGUGCCAGCGGCCGACGCACCACCUCGUCCAGCCAGCCGACCGCCUCCGCCAGCCGCGUUAAGGAGGCAACCCCACGGACGAACAUCCACACGUGCGCUACACCGUUCGGCCAAUCUUCCAGCAGCCACGACCGGGUCUCGCCUGGCGGCAAAGCGACAGUCCAUUUCUGCACCUGGAGGGAUCCACGAAGAAGAACUGCGAGGUUCCGAGACCGACAGGCUGCUCGGAAAGAUCUGAUCAUGACCAGGCCGAAGUUCAACGUCAUGAACACGGACUAA
Molecule: messenger RNA, 297 nt
Organism: Anthostomella pinea
Lineage: Eukaryota; Fungi; Ascomycota; Sordariomycetes; Xylariales; Xylariaceae
Source: the annotation of a GenBank genome assembly